This is a messenger RNA of Dictyostelium purpureum, 1887 nucleotides long. RefSeq lists its product as uncharacterized. The transcript is spliced from 2 exons. NCBI's taxonomy places the organism in Eukaryota, Evosea, Eumycetozoa, Dictyosteliales, Dictyosteliaceae. The record is from RefSeq and is a predicted model, not a curated record. Gene Ontology annotation, molecular function: endonuclease activity. Bases 1 to 1887 code for a protein of 628 amino acids. Gene Ontology annotation, biological process: maturation of LSU-rRNA; maturation of 5.8S rRNA. Gene Ontology annotation, cellular component: preribosome, large subunit precursor; Las1 complex.
AUGAAUAAUAAUAAUAGUAAUAAUAGUUAUAACAAUAACAAUAAUAAUAACAAUAAUAAUAAUAAUAAUAAUAAAAAAAUUAAAAUUAAUAAACAAACUGUGUUUUUUGAUUGGGAAGAAUUUAAAAAUAUUUAUAAUAAAUUAUAUUCAAAUGAUGAAAAAGAACAAAAAUCAGCUAUUAAAAGAAUUGCAAGUUGGAAAAGUAGAAAUAAAUUACCAGUUUCAAUUGAAGUGACAUGCUAUUUUAUAGAGUUAUUAUUAAUGAAAGAUAAAAGAUCACAAUCGGAACUAGAAUUAGGUUUAUCAAUGGCAAUAACUAGAAUGGUAAAUGGCUUUAUUGAUUCUACAAGAGACAUGUUAAGAAUCAACAAGAUCAAUAUGUUUAAAAAAGCAAAUGAGUUAAAUUUACCAACAAUGUUUGUCGAUAUAAGACAUGAUGCUGCUCAUGGCAGAUUACCAAGUUUAAAUCUAUUAACACCAGUAUCCAAAACUGCUCUUCAAUGGUUAGAGGAUUCUUAUUGGAAACCACAAUUAUCAAGUUUAGAAUUCUCUUAUGAUUUAAUAAGAGGUUUUUUAAAUAACUAUAGAUCUUUCUUUAAUAGUAUAAAUGAGAAUAGCAAUCAAAAUAUAAACGAUAGUUUAUUUAAAUUUAUCCUAGAUUCCAAUAUUAUAAAUGAACUUAGUUCAGAUAUUUUAGGUAAUAUAAUGAUUCCAAUUAUGUUGGAUGAAAACUACCUUAUUGUAACUGAGAAUUCAAAUAAUAAUAAUAAUAAUAAAAAUAUUAGUAAUAAUAGUAACAAUAUCAUUUAUAGUCACAUUCCAAGUAACCUUAAAAAACUAUACACCCCAUUAUGCCAAUUCCUUCAUUCCUCAUUUCCUCACUUUUUAAAUAUAGUUUUAUUUUUAUUGUUAGAUAGAAUUUGUAAAUCUACUCCAUCAACCACAACAAACUCAAAAAAAAAAAUACAAAAGCCACAAACUAAUCAUCAAGAAGUUUCAGAAAUACAGGUAGGGGAUUCUAAAAUUUCCUUAAUGACACAAUGGACAUUAUAUUUCCUAGAGCAUUUCCAAAGCUCUUCAAUCGAGGAGCAAGAAGGUUUGGUUAACUAUAAAAUCGAACUACCAUAUAGAUAUAUGCUAGAAAAAUGUUUAGAAAAUAUUCAGUCUAGACAUUGCCAAAAAAUAUUAAAUAUAAUUAUGAAAAAGAAAAACAUUGAUACCCACAGUAAUAGUAUUAAUAAUAAUAAUAAUAAUAACGAGGGAGAAAACGAAAUUAAUUAUUCAGCAGCUCAAGUUUUAUCAACAUUAAAUCAAAACAAUAAUAGUGUUAAUAAUAACAAUACAAAUAAUAAUAACAAGGUAUGGAAGUUACAAAAAGAAUGGAGAUCAUGCCCAAUUGGUAUACUACCGCCACCAAGUGACCAAGUAUCAUCUAGCUUCGAUUUAUCAGAUGAUCUUGAUGAUAAUUUAGAUCAUGGUAAUUUUGUUCAAGCAUCGUCCUUAGAAUACACCACUAUUGACCCUUCACUUUCAAAUAAAAAUAUAUUACUUUCAAAAUUAGAUAUGAUGUACCCAAAUUUAAAAACAACAUCAAGCAUCAGAAAAGAUUUUAUUAAUUUAUCAAAACAAUCACCAAAUAAUAAUAAUAAUAUCAAUAACAGUAACAAUAAUAACAACAAUAACAAUAACACCAACAACAAUAACAAAGAGCCAGAGGAAUCCCCAAUAAUAGUCAUUGAAGAUGAUGAGGCUCCAAUUGUAAACAAUGAACAACCAGUUUUAAAGAAACAAAAAACAUCAAAUAGUGUAGCCACUGGUAGUAAAGGACCAAAAAAAUCAAAAGCAAAAAAAGAUGUCCUGGAUGAUUUUAUGUUUUGGAACAAAUAG